This is a messenger RNA of Perkinsus marinus ATCC 50983, 627 nucleotides long. RefSeq lists its product as hypothetical. The transcript has a single exon. The annotation marks the transcript as partial. The record is from RefSeq and is a predicted model, not a curated record. NCBI's taxonomy places the organism in Eukaryota, Perkinsozoa, Perkinsida, Perkinsidae.
AUGAGAGAUCAAUGUGAAGCUCUCAUACUGAGUAAUUCUCAAAUCAAUUGUUACAGAGUCCACAAAGAAGACCAGGCGACUGAUAUGAAGGCGUGGGAACGCAAGACUAUUCAGUCGAUGCGUGGCUUUAUGAUGAAUCAUUCGGUCGUUCUACGUCAUGUGGCUACUACCUGGAAUUCCGCUGAUGGUAUUACCCGUGGUACCUUCCCUAAUAAGGUUAGUGAUGAUAUGGUCAAGGCAACGGCCGCAUGGUGGAAGACCGAUGAUUUUACACUUGAAGCCCCUUGGGGUAUGUCAGUGGACUUUGACUUUGAACUGGUUGACGAAGGUAUCAUCAGUGAUGCUAAGGAAGAGGCCGCUGAUGAGACUGCGGAUCCCGUAAACCGGGUGGCUAAGCUGACGCUUGAGAGUGCUGAUGGCUCUUUGGACCUCAGUAUUAGGAAGCAUCAGGAUUUAUUACGCCGACUUAGAAGAUGGCAAGCGAAGGCUCUGAAGAAGGCGUACCAAGAACCCUCAUGGGAAGAAGCUUGGUUAAGUCUUUUAUUAUGGAAGCAGUCUUCUUCGAAGGAGCUUUCAUUAAUUAAGUCAGUCAUCUUGGGUACCACCGACGCUGAGGGUAAGCACAAG